AUGCUCCAAGCACCGUGGGUGCAGGUGGCCUCUGUGGGCUUCCCCUCCUUCGGACAGAAGGCCUUGGCCGGCAUCCGCUCGGCGCUCUUCUUUGCCUCGCGGCCGCUGCGUUUCCACCUGGUGGUUGAUGCCCUCGGCCAGCGUGACGUGCAGCGCGCGCUGGACAGCUUGGAACCCUGGUUGCGCGAGAAAGGCUCAUUUCGCUUCUACCAGCAGGAGGGUCUCCAGGAUGCAUGGCGCGAGAUCCAUGCACUAGUGCCAGAGGAUUGUUUGCAAUUCUCUGGCCAUUAUGGUAGCGCAGGGUGGCUGCGGAUGUUCCCGCACCUGGUGGUGCCUUCUUCAGAGGCCGACGAUGCUUUAAUUUGGGUGGAUGCAGGAGACUUUGUGUUCUUAGCAGAUCCUGCUGAGUUGGCGCAGCAUGUGGAAAACUUCGAUGAGGAUGACUUCAUGGCAGUGGCCGAUGAUCAGGUCUUGGCUUUGCCAAUGCAGGUCUUCUCCUUGAAGCGCUUGCGGAGCGCAAGGCGCUCGAGUUGGCGCAGCUGGGCAGAGCUCGUCACGGAUGCUGUGCACAGAGGCUACGCAGAGCAAGGGCGGAGCUUCUGCGGGCUGGGCGAAGGUGAUAGUGUGGACGGGCACUUGGAUGGAUCUAUCAUGAGAUACCUCACCAUUGGACCUACAUGCCCUGGGCUGUGUGGAACUGGGAGCCUUUGGGCAUCUUCUGACACCCUAUGGCGCCUGCCGGCCGAUCCUGUGUGGAGUGACUCCGUCUUCCCUGGCCUGUCGGACUUCACAACUUUGAGGGUGAAGUGCCCGAGCUAUUUGGAAGACUUGGCUGGCUACAUCCGUGUGGCUUUGGAUGCAGAUCCAGAGAUGCUGAACUUGACUGGUAGCUUUGCAGACCCAAAGCCAGCCGUCGACAUUUUCCGCAAGCACUUCCGCCUAACCCGCGACGCACAGAUCGUGGACGAAUUUGCGCAGCGAGUUGGUUGCGAAGACCGUAUCAAGGCGGUUCACUUGCCGGUCAUGUUCCACGAGGUGCCUUGGGUGCACCGCUUCUUGGACUUCUGGGCUGGCGCGGAGGUUUGGAGCGCGGGCUCCAGCCGCUUGAGAGAGCUCAGAACUGAGAGGGCUGAGAUGCUGCUGAGUGUGAUGAAUCAAAACAGCGCGCUGAGUGUGAUGAAUCCCAGCUUCGAGUGCCCUCAGGAUGACAACAGCCUGACCAUCCACGGUGAUCAUGGCGUAUGCUGUUUUCUGCUUGCUGCCACAGGUUUGCAGACCUGCAAAGGCACUGUCAUGGAGCAGAAUGAGGAGGCUGAGGACUUUUUGAGAGAUGCCUGGGAAAGGCAAUUUCGCAAAAAGCCUCCGGCCCCUGGCCGCGUGACAGUGGUUACAGUAGACACCAACAAGCCGCGACGGUUCAUCAUGCUGGGUGCUGGACGGCUGCCUGUAAUCAAUGCUGGAUUUGGAGAGGAUUGGUUUUCCUGGCGUGACAAGCCUCGACUGUAUCACAAGUUUCUCAACGCUUUUGCGGCCAAACAUCCUGAACGGUUUGUGGCCCUGGUGGAUGGCUUUGACACGAUCUUUGGUGGCUGCUCUGAGGAGGAGCUUUUGAGCGCCUUCAACAUGACUGUGUCCGCCAGUGAUGCUUCUGUGGUUUGGGGUGCGGAGAACUGUUGCUUCCCUUGGCGGGACAGUUGCCUGGGGCAUCAGAGCUAUGAUAAAAUCAGCUUUUUCUUUCAAAGAACAUCAUUGGUUUCGGGAUGUUCAACACUGGUGCAGUUGAGGGGUAUUUGCCACACUUUUUGA
Molecule: messenger RNA, 1806 nt
Organism: Durusdinium trenchii
Lineage: Eukaryota; Dinophyceae; Suessiales; Symbiodiniaceae
Source: the annotation of a GenBank genome assembly